This is a messenger RNA of Acanthochromis polyacanthus (spiny chromis), 3881 nucleotides long. It is a transcript of the gene padi2, whose product is annotated as peptidyl arginine deiminase, type II. The record is from RefSeq and is a predicted model, not a curated record. NCBI's taxonomy places the organism in Eukaryota, Metazoa, Chordata, Actinopteri, Pomacentridae. Gene Ontology annotation, molecular function: protein-arginine deiminase activity; calcium ion binding. The coding region runs from base 224 to 2254 and encodes 676 amino acids. Gene Ontology annotation, cellular component: cytoplasm. The transcript is spliced from 16 exons.
CCGGCUGAGUAAGGGGGAGGGCUGGAGGCCAGCCGACCAAUCACCGCUCAGAAGCUUAGGUCCUCAGCCGUUACCUGUUUGUCGUCCUCAGGCCACCACAAGUGACUGAUCGCGAAAGAGUAGUUCACGUCUUCCUGCCUGGUGACAGACGGGUCGUAGUGCUUUUUCUUCAGUCGGUAGGCUGCUGUCCGGAGCGUCUGUUUCUGUGCAGAGGACUGCAGCCAUGUCUCACUCCCGGACUCUCCGAGUAGAUUAUGAAAAAACUACUAGGGUAUUAUGCGUGGUCGGAUCUGAACUAAAUGUGAACCUCAACAGGACCGCCCCCCCGAGCUCCAGGUUCUUCUCUGUGAAGUGCACAUCCAGUGUUCAGUACAGGAUCAACCCCCCUCCUCAGGAGAUCUCACACCUCUCCCCCAUCCCUCUCUCUGACAACUCAGUGCUGGUCAUCAGCAUGAAACAUGCCAGUCAACAUGAAAAUGAUAGCAAGUUGUCUGUUCAGUACUAUGGGGAGAAGAAAGAUGUCUUAGGAAGAGCAAUUCUGCACCUGACAGCUGUUGAGAUCUCUUUGGAUGUGGAUGCUGACAGAGAUGGCAUUGUGGAGCACAACAAUCCUGAUAAGGGAUCCUGGAAAUGGGGUCCUGAUGGGCAUGGAGCCAUCCUUUUGGUCAACUGUGACUCAGAGAGGACCUACUUGAAGAAACCGGACCACGAGCGGACAUCCAUCAUCAGAGUGUCUGAUCUGAAGGACAUGUCAGUCAUGGUGCUGCGGACCAAAGGACCAGCCAAGCUUCCAGAGGGCUACAAACUCACCAUGCACAUCUCUCAGGGAGACGCAGAAAGUGUCCGAGUCUUCAGAACCAGAUCACCUGGAAUGAUGAAUUACAGCAUAGCAUAUACACUCUUUAAUGUCUUUGUGAGGGACUUUCCUCUGGUGCUGAGCAGUGAGAUCCUCUCUCAGGAAGUGCCUUACCUUGGAGGUGAAGCAGAGAUGAACUUUUAUGUGGAGGGCCUCAGGUUUCCUGACAGAGAUUUUAAUGGGCUCAUCAGCAUCAACCUCAGUCUUUUAGAGCCCAUCGGUGAGGCUCUACCUGAGACGCCCAUUUUCACAGACAAAGUGAUGCUCAGGGUGGCACCGUGGAUCAUGACACCCAACACCCUGGAGCCGCUUGAGGUGUUUGUCUGCAGUACGUCUGAUAACUACUCAUUCCUGAGUGGAAUGAGGAACCUUGUUGCAAAAAGUGGGUACAAGCUGAACGUUUGCCAUGAGUAUAUGAACAGAGGAGACCGCUGGAUGCAGGAUGAACUGGAAUUUGGUUACAUUGAUUCACCUCAUCAACGGUUUCCUGUUGUUCUGGAUUCCCCAAGAGAUGGAAACCUCCAGGAUUUUCCAUAUGAGAAGCUACUGGGCCCCAACUUUGGCUAUGUGACGAGGACGGCUGAGAAUGAAGAAGUGAGCAGUCUGGACUCGUUUGGUAAUCUGGAGGUCAGUCCUCCUGUUACCGUGAAUGGAAAAAAAUACCCCCUGGGCAGAAUCAUCAUUGGAGUGGCCUUCCCUACGGCAACUAAAGGACGAAACAUGACAAAAGUAGUUCAAGACUUCUUGUUUGCUCAGGAAGUUCAGGAGCCUGUUGCCUUGUUUUCUGACUGGCUGCUUGUUGGCCACGUUGAUGAAUUCAUGACUUUUGUUCCUGCACCUGACAGAAAGGGCUUUCGACUGCUGCUGGCAAGCCCCGAUGCAGGCUACAAACUGUUCAGAGGCUUACAGAAUGACGGACACGGACAGGCCAAAAUGUUUGACGGUUUGAAAGAUGAAGAACAAAUAACAGUGGAUGAGAUACUUAAUGAUGAAGUCCUCCAAAGUCAUAAUAACUAUGUACAGAGCUGCAUUGACUGGAACAGAGACUUACUGAAGAGAGAAUUGGGCCUGGACGAUGACGACAUCAUUGACCUGCCAAUCCUCUUCAAGUUGGUUCAGGAAAUGGACUACGACAGCAGAGCAGUGGCUUACUACCCGGACAUGGUGAACAUGAUUGUCUUGGGGAAAAAUCUCGGCAUCCCAAAGCCCUUUGGCCCCAAGGUGAAUGGAUGCUGCGCCCUUGAGGCUGAGAUGUGCUCUCUGAUGGAGGGUCUGGGCCUCCGGUGCACCUUCAUUGACGACUUUGCUUCCUACCACAAAUUACUGGGAGAGGUGCACUGUGGCUCCAACGUUCGGAGGCAACCGUUUGACUUCAAGUGGUGGAACUUGGAGAUGUGAGCAAAAACUAAGCAGGAGACAGAUUAAAGUUGUAGUCCUUAAGAUUUCAGGCCUGGUUAACUGGGUGACAUACCUAGCUACCAUGGUGAUAGCAAAUAUGAUUUAACAUUACAGCAUUUCUCCAUAACUAAAGGGAGGCGACCAGUACUCUGCUUUUCUUGUGACUGCUUCAAAGUAAAAGUCACCCCCUAGUUCACCAACUGAACAUUGUGGGUGUGUUCCAAUACCUGUGCUACCAUACUGCUGAGUGUGGCCCAAAACAAUGUAUGUCAAAUGCAGUAUGCUUAGAAUACCUAGAUGUCCUGCUACAUUUUUCACAUUUUGCUCUAUACAAGCUAGCAUGCUUUUCUUGUCAUGCUGACCAACAAUCCUCUGUGCAGCUGAAGAUACAUUAGUGUCUCAGGAAAGCAUUAACAAACUUGAGCCACCAAGAGUGCACAAACAGGUGAUAGCUCAUUUCACACAACAGACUGGAACUGUUGUGUGAUCAAGAUGCUCAAAGCUUACGGUGUGAUGUUAUUAUUAAGUAGUAUGUUUGAGUUGCAAGAAUAUGCAUUUCGUAAGGGCAGCUGAAGUGCAUAGUAAAAAUAGGAGGACAAAGUAUGCCAUUUGGAACAAAACCUCUAUGUGAAGCAGCAUCAGUAGGAAGGGAUUCCUUUGUUUUAGCAGUAUCGUAAUUUAGCUCUGACCUGGUGUAACACAGUGCCUAAUGAUCAAUAAGAGUUUUAUUUCCUGUGAAUCUUUUAUCUGUGCAGCAAAUUUACUUCCAGAGAAGGAAUAAUGUUCACUAACACUGAAAACGAAGACACAGAGCAGUAAAUGAGAUGGCUGUUGCUUAAAAAUGGCAAAAUGGUAUCAAAAUUAGAUUAAAUUUAUUGCUGAUUUUAAGAAUUGUAACUUGACAGGCAGGCAGAGCUAAGUUGCUUUCAUUUGCUCAGUUAUUUUACAAAACAGUUGCAAUAGAAAAGAUAGUAUUCUUUGUCAAAGCUUUACAUUAUUUCUGCCUUCAAUAUCAUGUAUCAAUAUCAAUAUUUUGUGCCUCAGUGUCACACUGAAAUACUUAAGUAACAGUCAUUCAUUGUUUGGCAAAAAUGACCCCACUGCUCAAUCUCUUUUAUGCAUCUUCCUCUUUAUUAAACAUUUUUGUUGACUUCAUUUACAAAAAAAAGUAAAGCAAUAUUUACAAACAAGUCUUUUGAACAAGGGCUUAAGCAAACUGUUGACAAGAACAGAAAUACAAUCAUUUGAAUCGAGCACAUAGAAGAUUCGUUCCCCAUGUCGUCGUGGUUGUUGGCCACUGGCAUACAGUGCAAGCACAGAUAGAUGAAUGAUGUGCGAUAAUAAUACAGAGCCACAAGAGGGCAGACUUCAUCUACUGAAGCAUUUUCAAGGUCCAGAGGACAUUGAUUUCAAAUUAUCCUUUUAAAAAGUCAAUUUAAAAGGCCAAAACACAAAUGUGUUGAAACUUCUUUCUGUGCUGUUCUAUGCAAUUUAUAUGAAGAGGGAUUUCUAGCUAGGAUAUAGGGCAUUUUGCAUUUGGUCCAGUGUCUUAAACCUUUUGUACUUUCACAAACUGUAAAUGCUGUCAUUAAUUUACUUCUGACAAUAAAUGUCCGCUUCAGUCAUG